Molecule: messenger RNA, 927 nt
Organism: Symbiodinium natans
Lineage: Eukaryota; Dinophyceae; Suessiales; Symbiodiniaceae
Source: the annotation of a GenBank genome assembly
AUGGCCAAGGCCUUGGCCUUGGCCAAAGCAAAGGCAGAGGAAGAGCAGAAUGUCCAGGAAGAACAGGCCGAAGAGGAGCACCCUCGCUCGCACGAUGCUUGCAUCGACCCGGCUACUCUGCAGGUCGCCUCGACAGAAGAUGCUGGCGAGAAGACCAAGAACAGGAGUAAGAACCAAAAGUUUCUCAAGCUUCUCCGUUCCGGUGGCUUGCCGGAAUGGCUCGAGGAUGAGUGGAACCGGUUGUCAAAGAUGAAGGUGGGGCGACUCGAGGCGCAGCGCCAGCUGGUCAACCAAGCCAUGGACAAGGAUGCAUCCUCCGGAAAACUCGUGGUCUCUCUGGAGAAACCAUUCUUCAAGCAGCUACAGGAGAACUUUACCCAGACUGCCAGCAAGUCCGCCCAGAAGGCACUUCCGAGGGUGCUCCUCAUGGGUAAGUUCAACCUUACCCAGGAGAUGUUCGACCAAGCUAUUGAGGACGGCGAUAUCAUAGAGAGCACGAACAUCAAGGGCAAGAGGGUUUACUCCUGGACCAUGGAAGAGCACGUGGUGAAGAGAGGCAAGCACAGCAAGUUCAGUGAGGAGAAAAGCAAGCAAGGAACAAGCCGAGACGAGAAGUACAUGGACAAUCUCUCCAAAAACUGGAGGGUGGGCCUUUUCGAAGCCUCCUCGGGCUCGAGUGGCUCGGCAAGCAAGCCUUCCACUUUGGCAAUCAAAGAUGUUGCCCCCGACGAGAGAGCAUUGACGAAGAAGCAGUGGCAAGAUGCCAAGGCACAGCUUGCAUCUAUGAUGUCAGCUUUCGACCGGCUUGUGCAGAAUGGCAAGAAGCUGAUCAACCAGAUGGGGUCUGAGAUGAAGGCAGAUCCACUGUACCUGCAGCUGCUCUUUGCCUGCUCUCAUGUAAAAAGUUACCAAUGUCUGCUCAUGUAA